CGCAUGUGUUUGUGAAAAUGGCAGCUUGCGUAGAAGAUGAGUGCUCAUUCUCCGAGCCCCAACGCGUCGUUACAACCAACCUGAGCUUACUGUGGGAUGUGAAUUUCACCGACAGAAAGCUGAGUGGCUCUGUCCAGCUAGAUCUACGCAUUCUUUGCGACGAUGUGGCUUAUUUGGUGCUGGACACAAGUGGCAUUGAAGUAUUCAGUGUUUGUGAUGAGUCGUCUGGUGAAAAAUUGGAUUUCCACUUUGCUGAGCCAAACAAGGCAAUCGGAACAGCGCUCCACAUUAAACUACCAUCAAGGGCACAAAAUAAAGGAGCAGAGCUGCGUAUCAAAAUUUCUUACGAGACUGCACCCAGCGCCUCGGCCCUGCAGUGGUUGAAGCCCCCACAGACUGCUGGCAAGAAACAUCCAUAUCUCUUCAGUCAGUGUCAGGCUAUUCACGCCCGCAGCAUGGUUCCUUGUCAAGACACGCCUGGAGUCAAGGCGCCAUACCAGGCAAAGGUGACAGUACCGAGGGAGCUAGUUGCCCUGAUGAGUGCCGUGAGACUAGGGGAGGAGCCCUGUCCGACUGACGCCUCCAAGACGACUUACCUCUUCCAGCAAUCAGUGCCAAUACCUUCAUAUCUCAUAGCCAUCGUGGUCGGGCUGUUAGAGAGCAGGACAAUUGGCCCUCGUUCCAGAGUCUGGUCAGAGAAGGAAAAUGUUGACCAAGGUGCUUAUGAAUUCGCUGAGACGGAGCAGAUGCUGCUGACAGCUGAGAGUCUUCUUGGUCCCUACGUCUGGGGACAGUACGAUCUCCUGAUCCUCCCGCCGUCCUUCCCAUACGGAGGGAUGGAAAACCCUUGCCUGACUUUCGUCACGCCAACACUCUUGGCAGGAGACAGAUCUUUGGCCAAUGUUGUUGCGCAUGAGAUCAGUCACAGCUGGACGGGCAAUCUGGUCACCAACUGCAGCUGGGAACAUUUCUGGCUGAACGAAGGCUUCACCGUCUUUGCAGAGAGGAAGAUUGCCGGCAGGAUGCACGGGGAGAAGGAGAGGCACUUUGAGGCAAUUGGUGGAUGGAAGGAGUUACAAAAUGCCGUGGAUAGGUUUGGAGUCUCCAGCCCUAACACCCAUCUUGUGCCUCGUCUGAAGGGCGUUGACCCCGAUGAUGCUUUCUCCACUGUGCCUUACGAGAAGGGGUCCACGCUGCUCUUUUACCUGGAGACGUUGGUUGGCAGUAAAGAGGAUUUUGAAGCUUUUCUGCAGUCUUACAUCAACAAAUACAAAUACAAGAGCAUCACCACCCAGCAAUGGAAGGACUACCUGUUUGAAUACUUCCAUGACAAGCAAUCGGUAUUUGACGUUGUGGAUUGGGACGCCUGGUUCUUCCAGCCUGGUAUGCCACCUUUGAAACCAGAUUUUGACACCACAUUGAGCAGUUGUUGCACUGAACUUUGCCUGCGAUGGUGCCGAGCGGCGACCUCAGACCUGAAAUCGUUCACCAAGGAUGACAUUGCGUCACUGACCUCCAAGCAGGUCAUUGAAGUGCUCUCGCAGCUCUUGCUUGAGCCACCACUAAGCCGGGAGCACAUCCAGGCAAUGGAGGGGACCUACCGGUUUGGGGACAGCGGCAAUACAGAGGUUGUAUUCCGCUGGUUCCGCCUGUGCAUCAGGGCAGGGUAUGAACCCAUCAUUCCGAAAGCCCUGGACUUUGCCGUCAAGUGGGGACGACUCAAAUUUACCCGGCCAAUCUUUAGAGAUUUGUUUAAAUUUCCUGCUGCUCGAGACCAGGCCAUCGCUACAUUCCAACAACACAAGGAUGAAAUGCACCCAAUAACGGCUGAAAUGAUCAGCAAGGACCUCCAGGAGAGCCAACCGACAAGUGGAUAAGUCUAGCAUCAGUGUGGGGAUGGCAUUUCCAAGUGAUGCUCUGACAAAAGACCAAAGGCAUAGGAUCAUCUCCCCUAAGUUUAUAAUCACACCUAUGCAAUUAGCUAAACAACAGAAGCAGUAGAAAUGUAUCCAGCAAUACAUUGAUCAGUUUUAGAGUUAGUGUUUGUUUCAGCGAUAAUGGACGGAUCAUGGGAUAAUAUUUCUGCGCUAGCAUUAGAGUGUUUUUCAUAAUUUGGAUGAUUUUUCAACAAUACGAAGUACUUUUGACCAUUUCAGUUAAAAAUGACUGAAGGAGCCUGCUAUAUAUUCAGGUGAUAUGUCAUGUGUUUGGCUCAUCUAAUGAAAGGCUUGAUCGGGAAAAAAAAGAAAAAUGAAAAUAGGUAUUGAGUUAUACAAAUCUUUAUUAAUCUUAUGAUGCUGUACAAGAUACCAUGAAUCCUCCUGGGGGGGGUGUGGUGUGUCUAAAGGACACUUGUGAGAGUGACAGGUGGUUUCCAGGCCCCCAUCAUUCUAACUACUCAUCCCCAAUACCCCCCCCACGUCUCAUCCCUUCCAGUCUUCCUUUAAGUCCCACCUGCUCACACAGAUUUACGUCACUGUGCUGUCGCAUAUGUUUAACGAUUGUACUCCCUGAGGCUUUUGUCAAGUGCCCUUAUCCCUGAACACCUGAAAUUUGUCGAAUCGACUUGAAAAAUGCUGAAGCUCAAGAAGUAAGAGCUAAGAAGCAUUGUCGCGGUUGCUGCUUUCACUGAAAUACAAGAAAAUUCACUGUUAUUUUUAUCAUUUGCAAGUGUGAAUCCAAACUCCGUGAUGACCAUGAAGAACAUCUCUCAGCUGGCAAAAUUUGAUUUUAUGACAGUUAACAUGGAAGCGAUCAUUGAAAUUGAUGAGCCUAUCAAUGAAUGAAUUUAUUUCAUUUAGUAGUAAAGUUUUAAGUUUUUCAUGUGCAAGAACAAGUAGAAGUAAAAAUAGAUAAUACUGAUAUACAAGAAAAUUAUCAGAAAUGAACCAGUUUUAGGAAUAAGUAUCAAGUUCAGGUUAAAGCUAUAAAUGUUGCAUCCAGCAACAAAUGAGACCGAGGGGUACCCCCCCAACAUGUCCAAUCCCUAGACACACUCCGGACUAUUGUUACCUAACACAUCGCCC
Messenger RNA from Acanthaster planci (crown-of-thorns starfish), 3026 nucleotides. RefSeq names its product leukotriene A4 hydrolase (gene lta4h). Gene Ontology annotation, biological process: peptide catabolic process; proteolysis; leukotriene biosynthetic process. The record is from RefSeq and is a predicted model, not a curated record. Gene Ontology annotation, molecular function: metallopeptidase activity; zinc ion binding; aminopeptidase activity. Gene Ontology annotation, cellular component: nucleus; cytosol. NCBI's taxonomy places the organism in Eukaryota, Metazoa, Echinodermata, Asteroidea, Valvatida, Acanthasteridae.